Molecule: messenger RNA, 705 nt
Organism: Ostreobium quekettii
Lineage: Eukaryota; Viridiplantae; Chlorophyta; Ulvophyceae; Bryopsidales; Ostreobiaceae
Source: the annotation of a GenBank genome assembly
AUGGUCGGCGCCGGAAAAGAGAACCGGACACCGCUUGAGGCGCCCCAAGGUGGCCGGCGUGCCACCCGCAAACCCGCCAGGCUUUUAGAGGAGCUGGAUGCCGAGCCGAUCGGCAACGGGCAUCGGCGGGGGCGCGGGAGGAAACGGAGGGCGUUGGGGCCGCCGGUGGGGCGGGAUCCGCACGAGGCGGCGGUGCGGAGCGUCAACGGCGACGUGGGCAAGAUCCUGUGGUUUCAGCACUCGCUGGCGUCGUUUCUGAACGAGGGAUGGGGAGGCCGGCGCCAUGACGUGGUAGAGCAGAAGGCGGAGAUGGAGAGGGCAAGAGAGGAGAUCGUGCGCCUCGAGGGGGCGAUCAGGGUAUGUGUGGCGCGGUGUGAGGGGGCCGAUGGUGAUCCACGGAAUCCCGAAGCUGCCUUUACGGAAGAUGGGGCCGGCAUCUUUGGGGCAGUGAGGUGCUCCCGAUGUGGCGGGACAGAGUCGGAUGAGGUGUGCUGUGGGCCCUCUGAUAAGAGACUGCUGCCAAUUGGAUCAACAUCAGUGGACAAGAUGGGGAAUACUGCCAGAAUACGAUACUACCACAACCAAGCACGUAUUUUGGGGUUGCAAUUGCUAUCAAGCUCAUCAUCUCAGAGUUUUGGCACAGGUCAUCACAUUUGCAGUUGUAAAGUCAUGACAGAUCACUGCCCAAAUCCCCGUAUGCGAUGA